Molecule: messenger RNA, 1484 nt
Organism: Dreissena polymorpha
Lineage: Eukaryota; Metazoa; Mollusca; Bivalvia; Myida; Dreissenidae
Exons: 9
Coding region: 186-1484 (432 amino acids)
Cellular component (GO): cytoplasm
Molecular function (GO): guanyl-nucleotide exchange factor activity
Source: RefSeq, a predicted model, not a curated record
UUCCCCAUAUUUUCUAGUUCUAUGUCACACUUGCUGCAAGCGACCAUAUCUCGGUCAUUGCCGAAUUGAGCAGCGAGUGGACGGACGAUUGUAUCUCAAAACUGUCAACGAUUCUGAACGAGCUUCAGCUCACAACAAGACGCGUGAAGGAAGCGUAUCUGGUGAAGACGGACAACCCGAUAGAAAUGUUGGAUUUCUCAAAGUACCGGUCAGCAGCACUGACAAUAUACGAAUGCCAGGUAAUAUUCCUGGAUUCGUAUGCUGACCUGCAUGCACUGGUUGACAGGGACCAACUAACUACCGACUAUGGUGGAACACUUCAAUACAAUCAUCGGUCGUGGGUCGACUUUCACAAGGCAUAUUAUCCUAUAAUAGACGAAGCAUCGUCAACCAAAAACAUGUUAUUCGACAUUGCUCGCUGCGUCCGCCAUGCCCUGGGGAAACGUCGUGAUGCCCUCGACGGCACGGAUGCCCUGGAUACGUUUGCAACUGUUAGGAACAAGAAAGCCGUAUUUCUUGAUCUAGAGCUUGAGAGGGUGCUUGAAGACGGCCAGGAAUCUUUGGAGAAACUCCAGCAUCCCGAGUUUGAUCCCAUCCUCGUGAAGCUCCCAGCCGGCUUUCUCAACAACGCUGUGGCGACAUUAAACGACAAUCUAGUGAAAAUUAAAGAAUGUUCAGAACUUGUUAAGACUCACUUUGAGGAGAUGGAGAUGGAGAUCAACAUGUACCACAGUCUGAAGGAAUGUAAAUACCAAGUGGAGGAGGUGGUGGAAACGAUCUGUCUAAUGCGACAGGAAGCGGAGGACCUUCCGGAUAUCGGCUCCAAUUCCUGGGAGGCGUUCCACAAUAGACAAUACUUCAUCAAGCACAUUCUUACUCCAUCAAAGGAAAUCGUCGAUUGUGCUGACUCGGUGCUGGCGGACCUCCAUGCGGUAGGAAUGAAGACCGGAAGUAGCUCGCGCACGCGCACCAUGGAGGACCAGCUCAAGGCAGAGUUGGAGUCCUUCACACUCAGAAUCAACCAACUCAACGAAACAUACGUCAGGCUGCACUUGUUCUAUGUGAUAUUCGACAAGGCUAAAAGAUGGCUCAAUAGUUUGGUUCGACAUCUAGAAAAGCAUCGCAACAAUACUCCAACACAAAGGAAUGAUCUCCAUAUUAAACAGGAUACAGACACAUUGGCCAACAACUCAGGUGAAAAGUGGCAAACCCCAUCAACACAGAACACAUGUGAUGCACGAUUGACACAUUUCCUCCAGAAACACCCUGCUCCUAAAGAACAACACUUAUUGCUGCUGAGUAAAUAUGUUCCAUCCAGUGUUCAAUCACAUCACAUACAGCAGGCCCUGGAGCUGGCAAAAAGAUUGUCAAGUAUUUUGAUAGCCAUAGAACAAGAGAAUGUAACAAAUGCGAAUCUCCACUCCAUCAGUUGGAAGACACCGAGUAUAGACAUUGACAGCUGCCAUGAAGUGACACUAGUAUGA